CGAAGGAAAACAACCCAUGAAAAAUUCCGUUUUUCCCAGUUUUUCGCGAAAAAGAACGCAAUUCCGUGGUGCAAAUCGACACACUGCGAUCUCUAUCAUCAUACUCAGUGAUUUUGAGAGUGGCAAGAGGUGAAUUUGCAGGGAAAAUAGACUUCGACAAUGGACAUUAUCGAUCCACUCCGCCCCAAAACAGUGCCCCUUUCCGCAGAGACUAUUCUCUGGUUUGAAUUCCUCCUCGAUCCCGAGCUCCUGACGUCUCAUCUCAAUAAGUGCUCACCAAAUCCCCCACCUAUUGAAUUGAUAGAGAAAUUCCUCACAAUCUUCCCGGACAAUCCGGGGGAAAGUGCAGUGACGCCCCAAGGAAGUGACAAGGAGACGCCUAAAUCAAUUGAGGAGAUUCUAGGCAGGAAGCAGAUCGCACUGAAGAUUCUCACUCUGAAGGUGGCUUCGCAUCUCAAGUGGAAUCUCGAUGUGAUCGAAACGCUGAAUCUGCAGAAGCAAAUCCAAUUGCUCGAUGAUCUCUGCACGGUGACGUCAGGGACUCUGGUCAGUCUGCCGCUGACGAGUGAUGAGGUGAAGAUUGGACCACAGGGAAGCCGUGGCGCCUUUGAGUUCGCCCUUCUUGUCUACCAUCGCUGGACGCUGCGCGUGUACAAGAUCUUCAAGGAAGCGUUGCUGAAGAACAAAGCCAAUUUCGGCCUAAAUCCAGCUGGAACGACCACAGAUCCCAUUUCGCUGCGCGACGAGAUGUUUGCCACAGCAAUGGAUCCCAUUCCGCAGGACAGCAUCAACUACUUGCUCAACAUUUGCCAGAAUCCGGAAGCAAUCGCCGUGCUGACGUACGAUUCCCUGAUUCCACUCAACGCCACGUCGGAAUACACGAGUCAGAACUUCAGAUUCAUCAAAUUCAUCUCCAAGUGCGAGAUCAAGACGCAGAUUCACUUUGACCUGUGCAAGUUCUUCCUGUACGUCAACUCAAACGCCCUGGCCAGACAGCACGCCAUCGAUUGCCGCGACAAUCUGCGCGUGCUGAAGUUGGAAUAUGAGUCGAGAGGUGAGAAGCCGGCGGACUUCCUCCUCUGCCAUGUGCCCGAGGAGGAGCUGGAGGGAUGCUUGCUAGCCUGCGGCGUGAGCGAUGUCAAGCACGGCCUUCUGCAGAGGAUGAACGAGGAGAUUGUCCACCAGCGCUACUCCAACAUCCUGGAAAUCCUCGAGAGGGACAAUAUUGAGCUGGAGAUUCCAUUCGUCCACCGUAAGAUCCUCGAACUAGACAUUGAGGAGGCGCUGAAGACUGGCGAAGCCAACGUGACAAAAGACAUUGAGAUCAGCAUAAUUGCCCUGAACACAAUUCGGUGUCUUGUGGACGAAGAGAAUUGCUUCCAGACCACGGACUUCAUGCAGAAGUACAACGGCUCAGCGGAGAAUCUGAGCGUUCUCCUGCAAGCCACCGCCAAAUUUCUGGCCAGCGAAUGUCCGCAGAGGAGCAGAGAUCGCAUGGCGCAGUACUAUAGGAGUCUGCUCGUGAAGGUGGACAUCGUGAAGGAGGUGAGAAGCCUGAAUCUCCUCACUGAGGACGAGCUGGCCUUCCAGGCGGGCAGUCGAUUCGUCUUCCCGCAGAUCAGCACUCAGGCCGACUGGAGAGUGCCCGAUCUGAGCCACCAUCGGUUGGAAGUGGGUCAACUCAAGCGACAGCUCAUCAACAGCAACGCCUCGGAUGUGCGGAAGCUGUGCCGGAAGCUGGGCAGCAUGAAGGAGUACGACGAGGGCAGACGGCGUCCGCGCGAGCUGUGGGAGAUCAACGCGAGUUGGUCCAUCCCCAUUCCGCUGCAGUCUGUCCUCAAGUCUCUGCAGAGGGGCUUCCUGAAGGAUUUCGCCUACAUCGCACUGGGCAAGGCGCGCGAACUGACCAAUCGCAAGGACUUCACGGGCGCCGUGGCGAUGCUGACCGUGCUGAAGACGGAGACGCAACGAUCGGAGAUUGCCAACACGGCGGCCGUGACGAAGAUGGGAAAGCUGAUCGCCUGGGAGAUUCUGCUGGUGCAAAUCUGUCAGUGUCUCAAUGACUGGCCGAAGAAGCAUCCUGACUCCGCGUCCAUCGGCGCCAAGUGCAAGCAGUGCAUCCUGUCGCUGCAGAACGGCGACGCGGCUAUUCCCCGGACGGAGAUCCUGGAGUACAGCAUCGCCAUGCUGCUCAAUCUGUCGGACUGGGCCAGCCUCAUCCUGCCCGACAAGCGAUCGCCCAUCCUCGAAGUGAGCUCUGCACUCGCCGGCGCAGCGCUGGACAUCGAGAAGGGCAAACCGAGCAAGAUCUGCCGGGAGGCAUGGGACCUCGUGCUGCCCAUGUUCCUGACCAGCGGCGGUAAGAGGAGUGUGUCCAGGGACUCUCCGACGCUGGCGGCGAACAACUUCUCCGCCUUCUUUGGCAAACUGCGCGAGCCGUUCAUCGUGUCAAUUAUAUUGUCGCUCUUGGCCAAGGUGGUGAAUAUCAUCAAGGACGACACGAAUGUGGAGAUCUCCUGCGACUACAUGUUCCUCUGGCCAGCGACGAUCUCCAACUCCAAUUCCUACAACUUGAGGGCAGUUUCUGAGGCUCUUUCCCAUCUCCUGGAUCAGAAUCUCAAGUUCUAUCCGCAGAACAUCUCGUGGCUGAAGCUGAGAGCCGAUCUGGACUAUCUGAACGGCGACAACGAGGCGGCGAUCAAGGGAUAUGUGAACGCCUUGAUUUCUGGCACGGAGUACUGCACUCUUCACCUGCAGAAGCCCCUGAUAGACGACGCAGUGGUCAGGCGGAUGAUCAAGUGCAGCACAAACCUGGGAUGUCACAUGCAAGCCACGGUUCUCUGCCAAUUCCUGGACGACGUGGAUUACGGGUUGGCCUUCAAGUGCAUCUCUGAGAAGAGCGCCAGCUUCACGGACGCCAUCGACACGUAUUACUCGUGCAUCUGGGACGUGACUAUCCUGGAGUUCAUCAUAAAUCUGCACGCGAAGAAGAACGAGCACACGAGGAAGCUGCAGGUGAUCUCGUACAUGAGCCAGCUGGAGUUGAAUGCCAACAAUAACGAGGAGAUCAAGAGAGAGGCGGCCAACAAUCGCAAGAUGAAGUUCCUGCGAGCGCUGGCCAAGCAGUACAUGCUGCAGGAGAUGUGAAGGUGGUCAGGAAUAACACUAGGGACUUUGAUAA
This is a messenger RNA of Phlebotomus argentipes, 3181 nucleotides long. It is a transcript of the gene IntS8, whose product is annotated as integrator complex subunit 8. The record is from RefSeq and is a predicted model, not a curated record. Gene Ontology annotation, cellular component: integrator complex. Lineage: Eukaryota; Metazoa; Arthropoda; Insecta; Diptera; Psychodidae. Gene Ontology annotation, biological process: snRNA 3'-end processing. The transcript has 2 exons. Bases 160 to 3147 code for a protein of 995 amino acids.